This is a messenger RNA of Myotis daubentonii (Daubenton's bat), 831 nucleotides long. It is a transcript of the gene ATP6V0E1, whose product is annotated as ATPase H+ transporting V0 subunit e1. NCBI's taxonomy places the organism in Eukaryota, Metazoa, Chordata, Mammalia, Chiroptera, Vespertilionidae. Gene Ontology annotation, biological process: proton transmembrane transport. Gene Ontology annotation, cellular component: proton-transporting V-type ATPase, V0 domain. The record is from RefSeq and is a predicted model, not a curated record. Gene Ontology annotation, molecular function: proton-transporting ATPase activity, rotational mechanism.
GCUGGUCACGCGGCCGGGUGUUGACACUUCCGGGUGGGAUCCGAGCGCGGCGGAGGGGCAGGGGCUGGCGGGUCGGCGGCCAGCAUGGCGUACAGCGGUCUCACGGUGCCUCUGAUCGUGAUGAGCGUGUUCUGGAGCAUCGUCGGGCUCCUGGUGCCUUGGUUCAUCCCCAAGGGUCCCAACCGGGGAGUUAUCAUCACCAUGUUGGUGACCUGUUCAGUUUGCUGCUAUCUCUUUUGGCUGAUCGCAAUUCUGGCCCAACUCAACCCUCUCUUUGGACCACAGUUGAAAAAUGAAACCAUCUGGUAUCUCAAGCAUCACUGGCCUUGAGGAAGAAGACCCGCUGCCCAGCCAUCGAGGUCAUGGCGAGAAUUCCUCUAGAUGUGCAGUCACCUCCACACUGGGCCGCCUUCCUUGGCUCGCCUGCCCUGGCCAUCCUGCCUUAAACACCCACAGCACAGUUGACUUAUUCUCCAGUGCAGUGUUUUCCUGUUAGCCUUUUACACUUUGAUGAAUUAUGUGCCUCCUUAAUCUGAGCGGUGCCCAUGCCAUCAAAUGCUCAUGCGCUCCCCUGAGACAGAAGGUGCUCUGGAACCACGGCACUCUCCUGGGACUGUGGACCUGAAGAUGGCUCCUGCCUGCUCAUGACAUGGGACCAGUGACGUGUUCAAACGCUGUCACAAGACAGUGAGACUCCAGUGCAGCAGCCGUAGGAGAGCAUGUUCAAGGGCAGAUCUGUCCCGACAGAACUACACCAAAGUCUAUUUUCAGGAUGAAUUUCUUACUUCUGCCAUCUUUUGGAAUAAAUUAUUUUCCUGCUUUCUAUGGAAA